AUGGCCUCUACCCCAGAGACACAGACAGAACCAGAACCAGAACCAGAAACAUUAUUCUCAAUCCUCACGACUGAACGCUGGCUCCAUAAUGACAUAACGAGUUUCAUUGUAUUCCAGCCUAAUGGAACAGGACAUCUCCUAUUCGGCGGAGAUCUGGCUCCAUCAUUUGUCCGAGGCUUCGACUGGAAAGCCCUCAACACUCCAGCCCUCGAACACACAAUCAACGUUCCAACCAGCAACAACACACGCACUCUCGCGCAUCUCAGUCUAGAAAUAACCAUCACGAACUACGACCCGUUUCCCGAGUACUACGACGAGAAGAACCGCCCAGCUGCACGAACAGAAUACAACGAUCUAAACGAAGAGGGUAUGCUGCCGAAAACGUACACAGUUCGGUUGGAAAGUGGUCGGUUCGCGAUGCCUGUUAUGAUGGAUCUUUAUGGGAAGGAGGACUUUACGGGGUCUCGUAGGAGUAGGUUACGGCUUGCUUUUGAUAAAUCGCCCUAUCGCCCGCGGCAAGAGUGGAAACGGGAGCGAUUUGGAAUUGAUAGUAUGAAAAGGGAGACUGUUAUUUUUGUGGCUCGUGCGAUUCAGGAAAAUACCUGGGAUAACUGUGUUGUUAUUUGA
Molecule: messenger RNA, 627 nt
Organism: Penicillium cosmopolitanum
Lineage: Eukaryota; Fungi; Ascomycota; Eurotiomycetes; Eurotiales; Aspergillaceae
Exons: 2
Coding region: 1-627 (208 amino acids)
Source: RefSeq, a predicted model, not a curated record